AGCGAUAUCUCUUGCCGUACACGUAGUUCCAACACCUGUCCUCUCUCAGUGCGAAGUCACAGCAAAGAAACCGCGAAACAACCACCCUUGUUUGGUGUCGUGUGUGCGGUGUGCUUAUCAGGAAGUCGAUAUCACGUGCUUGACACACCGAUUGCAAUAAACUGAACGCCCCGAGUGUGAAAGUCUCUCCGAGUGAUGACUAACUCUUGAAGCAAGUCGUCUGCCAUGUCUUCGGUUAAAGUGGCCGUCCGUGUACGGCCGCUGAGCGGCAGGGAGGUGGACAUGGACGCCGAAUUCGUCGUCUCUAUGGAUGGCCGCACCACGAGCAUAACGAACAUCAAGGCCGAGCGCGAUCGCUUGAAGACAUUUUCCUACGACUUUGCCUACUGGUCGGUGAGUGGUGGAGACCGGAACUUUGCAUCUCAGCAGCAGGUUUUUGAGGAUCUGGGCAGAGGUGUGAUCGAAAGCGCGUUUGAAGGAUACAAUGCAUGUAUAUUUGCGUAUGGACAGACAGGAUCGGGAAAGACUUACACGAUGAUGGGCAACCCGGAGGAUAUUGGUCUGAUUCCACGGAUAUGCGAUGGGUUGUAUCAGUUGAUUGCUGACUACCAGACGGAAGGACUGUCUUGUCGAACUGAAGUUAGUUUUUUGGAAAUCUACAAUGAACGGGUUCGCGAUCUAUUUCGGCCUCAUGGACAGUCUGUGAAGUCGACUCAUGGCUUACGAGUGAGAGAACAUCCGAAAACUGGACCCUAUGUGGAAGGUUUGACGAAACAUGUAGUGUCUGAUUAUGCGGCAAUAGAGGCACUGAUGCAGAUGGGAAAUAAUCGAAGAGUGACUGCAGCAACAGCAAUGAAUGAUGUUAGCAGUCGCUCUCAUGCCAUAUUUACCAUUACGUUCACACGAGCUCGAUUUUGUGAAGGCUUGCCGUCUGAGACAGUCAGUCGAAUCAACUUGGUUGACUUAGCUGGAAGCGAGCGAGCACAUGCUACAGGAACUACUGGAAUUCAUCUGAAAGAAAGUGGAAAAAUAAAUCGUUCUUUGGUGACUCUAGGAUUAGUCAUAUCAGCACUUGCUGAAUUGUCGUCGUAUUCUGGACAAGCGAGGAAGGUUUUUGUUCCAUACAGAGAUUCUAUUUUGACGUGGCUCCUCAGAGAGAGCUUAGGAGGCAACUCUAAGACAGUGAUGAUUGCCAACAUCUCUCCAGCUAGUUGCAACUACGGUGAAUCAUUGUCCACACUGAGAUAUGCCAGUCGUGCGAAGCAUGUUCUGAACAAGCCGACUGUGAAUGAGGAUCCGAAUGUGAAGUUGAUUCGAGAGCUGAGAGCUGAAAUAGAGAGACUAAAGUCGUUACUGGCAUCUGGACAAGUGGGCAUGACGUCCUCUCCAUCUGUAGCGGCACAACUGCAGCAGAAUGAAGAGCUGGCUGCAAAGAUGACUCGAGAGUGGGCGAGUCGAUGGCAAGAAACGCAACGGAUUAUGGAGGACAAGGAACUGGCGUUGAAACGAGAGGGUGUGGGUGUAUUGGUUCACUCUGAUGUACCACAUCUUGUAUGCAUUAGUGAUGAUCCGUUGAGCACCGGUGUGGUCCUCUAUCAUUUGCAGGAAGGAUUGACUCGCAUUGGCCGGGGGAGUGCAGAGUGUCCUCAAGACAUCAUUCUUACUGGUCCCGGAGUAGAGCUUGAGCAUUGUGUGUUUGAGUAUGAUGGCAACACGGUACAUCUUCAUCCAGUCGCUGGCUCUUGUUUUAUCAAUGCGACUCGUGUCACUGAGCCAGUAGAUUUAAAUCAAGGAGACGUUGUUAUGUUGGGUAAGUCUCAUUUGUUUCGAUUCAACAAUCCAUUACAAGCAUCGAGACUGCGAGCAGAGGGCAUGGGACAUCAUGUGUCAAAGCGGUUCUCAUUCUUUGCUAAUGAAGAUGGAGAAGGUGACUCUGGUUUUUCAGAAUCAGCAGGAUUCAUUCCACUUGUUGAGUUGGAAAGGAGACGAAAAGAAGAGACUAAUCGUCUAGAAGAAGCAAGAUGUCAUCUUGAACAGUUGAGGUUGGCAACAGAACAUCUUGAAGCAGAAUUGUUUGACAAGCAGCAACUCAUUCAUCAAGAGUCAACGAAUGGAAUUCAUGAGUUGAAACUAUGUGUAGACUGUCAGACUGUUGGUGACGAUCAGAAUUCCUCCAUAGGCAGUAGCUUGCUGUCUGUGAGCAGAUCCAUAUCACCUUUCUCUAAUGAAUAUUCUCCUGACAAAUUUGGUCACGAUUUUCAUCUUGCUAACAGCAGUUUUGUAACAAUCAACAACUCGUGGUCAAAGUGGCACGUUGACAAGGCUGUGCAGACAUUGGUAGACCUCGGUGUUCCGGAGGCAGGAGUUCAAACAGUCUCCACUUUAAAUCAUGUUGAAAUCCAGACUUCUGGUGAGUGGCUUAACAUAUCUCUGGAGAAGCUGCAUCUGGAAAAAGAAAGCAUUGCAGAAAAAGAUGCCUACGAGGCUCAGCUUGAGGAGCUAAGAAUGAAGCUUACUGGUUUGCAAGACCAGGUUCAGGAGGAAGAGCAGCAAAGACAGCAGCUGGAGAUAGAGCGAGAUCGACUGGUUCUACUGAAUGAACAAUUAAGAUUACACGAAGAAAAACAAAGAGAAGAAUCAGAAAAGCUGCAGAUGAAGCUCAAGCAUGAGUUAGAUAAGUUGCAGCUUGCACAUGAAGUCGAGGUGACUCGUAUGCGCAAGGAGAUUAUUACUGAAAGAAGGCGACAGAUACGGGACUAUGCUCACUUUCAAGCUCGUGCUGAAUCAGACAAAGACACCUGUGGUGCAUUAACUGUUGAUGAUACGAGCUUUAUCCACUUUGACAUCGACUCUAAAGACACAUCGAGAAGUUCUACACCUGUCAAUUUGCCCAUGCCAAAGCUAAUAUUGGUUGGAAUCCCUCAGGCAAUACUUCGGACGUUGCAACGGGACAUGUACCACGUCUAUCAGAUAAACCUAAAGGUUGCUGGAAGCAUGUGGUUUGUUGAGAGGAGGUACAAGCAGUUGGCCGAGUUUCAUUGUCUUCUGAGACGUUGGUUUCCUCCAGUGUCUACUAUCGACUCUUACUUUCCCCCAACAAAAUGGUUUGGAAAUAGAGAUCCACUCUUUGUGGAAAAACGGAGACGCCAACUGGAAUUGUUUUUGAAGCUGGCUCUACACUUGUGCUCUCAAUUGGCCGAGUGUGAGCUCUCGACUCUUGUCAAAAACCCGAUGACUUUGACGAAGGAAGCAUUCUGUAAGGUGUUUCCUUUCUUUGAUACAAACUGGGGAUAAGACAUCAGCUGCAGCUAUAUACAAGAAAACUUGCAUUCUGGUUCAUACACAGAGUCAUAAGCUUUCAGGAUAUAUCUCCAUCUAUAGUUAGCUAGACAGCCGUAGAAGAGAAUAUUUUGAGAGUAGACGUAUUGUAACAUUAGUGCAGCUUAUAUUCUCGCAAAUCGA
Messenger RNA from Corticium candelabrum, 3462 nucleotides. Its product is annotated as kinesin-like protein KIF16B. Lineage: Eukaryota; Metazoa; Porifera; Homoscleromorpha; Homosclerophorida; Plakinidae. Gene Ontology annotation, molecular function: microtubule motor activity; microtubule binding; phosphatidylinositol binding. Bases 226 to 3294 code for a protein of 1022 amino acids. The transcript has 29 exons. The record is from RefSeq and is a predicted model, not a curated record. Gene Ontology annotation, biological process: microtubule-based movement.